AGACAGUUACACGGUUACACGCUUUGGCGAGGGGCGCGACGCACCCGAGAUCGAUCGCCUGCAGCUGCGUCGACUUCUACUUGACCCAGUGGAUGCAAGUAAGACCGAUGGAACCAUGCAGUGAGCUCUGUUGGGAGAAAGGAGAGCAUCCCUUCUGGAAGCAAGGAAAAUGGCUACACAAUUCACUUCACCAACGGCAGCUCAGCGACUGGGUGCAGGCUUAUCGUUGGUGCUGAUGAUGCUUGGACCAAGAUUCGCCCUCUGCUUACGCCAGCGAAACCGGUCUACUCUGAAGAAAUGUACAUCGAAGGCAAAAUAUCACACAACGACCCGAGCUACAGCACAGCCAGGGAAACAGAGGAACCAUGAUUGCGGUGGGCCAGCAGAAGCAAAUAGCCGUGCAGCAGAUCUCCGACGGCACAUAUCGCGUGUAUUUUGGUCUGACAGUGCCGGAAGCUUUUACCACCACUGCAGCGGCAGCGCCGUCGACAAGACCGAAGCCGUACGUCAGAUGCUGCUGUCAUUGGACGAUUUUACGAAUCCUGGGCGCCACAGCCCAAGGCCAUUAUUGCGAACGCCGAGGGCCACCUUCCGUGCUUGGCCUUUGUGCCGCAUGGAGGUAGGUGACAUUGGCUGGAAGCGCGAGGUCGCUCCUGGAGUGACUUUGCUUGGAGAUGCGGCGUACGCGUCGACCCCGUUUGUGGGCGAAGGGGUCAAUUGUAGCAUGUACGAUGCAGUUAUGCUGGCUGAACGCAUUCUCCAGCACUGUGGGAGUGUUUCAAGUCUCAGCAAUGUCCCGGCAGUCAGGUUGGAAACAGCCUUGGCCUCAUUUGAAGAGGAUAUGUUCGAGCGUGGCCGGGACCCGAUCCGUCGUAGCACGGAGAGCGAGGAGAUGCUAUUUGCUGAGAAUGCGGCAGGGCUACUUCUCCAGGCCAUCAGUGGUGCUAUGGUGCAUAGGAAGAGCACCGCAUGGAGGUGGAUGUGCAUUAUAUUAUGUUUCACAUUUGGCCCCUUUAAUGGUAUUAUCCAUAUUCUACUCUUAAUAUACAACCCUCAACACCAUGGUGCCUUAGGCUAGCGCCCUUAGAAAGGUUUCUCCAGACAUCAAGCUGUCAAAGACCUCUA
Molecule: messenger RNA, 1125 nt
Organism: Aspergillus novofumigatus IBT 16806
Lineage: Eukaryota; Fungi; Ascomycota; Eurotiomycetes; Eurotiales; Aspergillaceae
Product: FAD-dependent oxidoreductase
Exons: 2
Coding region: 170-1078 (302 amino acids)
Source: RefSeq, a predicted model, not a curated record